Messenger RNA from Cloeon dipterum, 898 nucleotides. RefSeq names its product asrij (gene asrij). Gene Ontology annotation, cellular component: endosome. The transcript is spliced from 6 exons. Bases 95 to 850 code for a protein of 251 amino acids. The record is from RefSeq and is a predicted model, not a curated record. NCBI's taxonomy places the organism in Eukaryota, Metazoa, Arthropoda, Insecta, Ephemeroptera, Baetidae.
UCAGACGAAUGUAAACAAAAGUGCCCUUCAAGACUGUUGAAGGCUCGUUGAAUUGUGACAGAAAUCAGUUAAAUUGGGCUGAAACUCGGUCCACAUGGACCCGUACAACAGCCAGCAAAGCGUAGCAGCACAGCAGCCAGUCAACCCUUUUGAUGGUCGCUCUGGGCCGUACAAAUUUACUGCCGACGAAGUGAGAGUUUUCAAGGAAUGCAACCGAGAGAGCUUUUAUCAAAGGUCGCUGCCCAUCGGCACUUUUCUUGGACUAGGAGCAUUUUACGCUACUAAAGCUGGAUUCCUGAAACCUAGUCCACGGUGGGGAGUAGCGCCCAAGGUCGGUCUUGCAGUCAUCGCCGGCUACUUUCUUGGCAAAAUCUCUUACCAAAAGCAGUGCAUGGAGAAAAUCAUGAAACUGCCCAACAGUCCUCUUGCAGACGCGCUUAGGAAGAAAAAGAACCAAUUAGGAGAUUCGUUCAGCUUCGAUUCGGGCCUGAGCCUGGGAGCAGGACCUACGACGGGCCUUGUGGCCGACUCCUUCCAGGUCUACUCGGACCACGGCCCCAGGAAUAGCACAGAACUCGACUUCACCAAGCCACUCACGUCUAUCGACACGAGUCAGAAGCCUUUCGAUGACGGCUACCUCAUGGAAGAUCCCCUCCCAGCGGCCACAAAAACGACAACUUAUGAAGACCUGAGGGCGCAGAACCGGGAAGACUUCGAAAAGAAGCGAUCGUCGUCAAACAGGGGGUUGAUGCUGCAGCCAGAUUUGCCCGCAGCCUCUAGAGGUCCUCCGCCACCUGCACCUGGCGAGCAAACCAACCAAUAUGGUGAUACGUGGAUUCGGUCUACUUAGGUUUAAGUGAUACUCAUUGUUAAAAUGAAAAUUAAAAUUGUUUGUUUU